Tupaia belangeri chinensis (Chinese tree shrew) is the source of this 1179-nucleotide messenger RNA. Its product is annotated as taste receptor type 2 member 14-like. NCBI's taxonomy places the organism in Eukaryota, Metazoa, Chordata, Mammalia, Scandentia, Tupaiidae. Bases 1 to 1179 code for a protein of 392 amino acids. The transcript is spliced from 3 exons. Gene Ontology annotation, cellular component: membrane. Gene Ontology annotation, biological process: detection of chemical stimulus involved in sensory perception of bitter taste; G protein-coupled receptor signaling pathway; sensory perception of taste. Gene Ontology annotation, molecular function: bitter taste receptor activity; G protein-coupled receptor activity. The record is from RefSeq and is a predicted model, not a curated record.
AUGGGUAAUGUCAUAGGCAGCACACUUACAAUCAUUCUGAGUGUGCAAUUCAUGAUUGGAAAUGUAGGGAAUGGAUUCAUCGCACUGGUGAAUGGCAUCGACUGGGCAAAGAGAAGGAAGAUCUCCUCAGCUGAUCGAAUUCUCACUGCUUUGGCGAUCUCCAGAAUUGGUCAGCUCUGGUCAGUAUUCACAAAUUGGUGCCUUUCUGUGUUCAAUCCAAUUUUGUUCAUGAGUGAAAAAGUGUUCAGAAUGCUUAAUACCACCUGGGUUGUGACCAAUCACUUUAGCAUCUGGCUUGCUACCUGUCUCAGCAUCUUUUACUUCUUCAAGAUUGCCAACUUUUCUAACUCUGCUUUUCUCUACCUAAAGUGGAGAGUGAAAAAGGUGAUCUCAGUGGGACUGCUGGUGACUUUGGUCCCCUUGGCAUUUAAUGUUGCACUGACAACCACGCAUACUAAUGUCUUGUUCAGUGAAUGUAACAGAAACAUGACUUGCAGUUCCAGUUUUAGCAAUUUGCCACAGUUUGUUAGUCUUCUUUUAAUUAUCAACAGUAUGUUCACUUUCAUACCUUUUGCUGUGACACUGACAACCUUUCUCCUGCUCAUCUUCUCACUCUGGAAACACCUCAGGACAAUGCAACGUGAUGCCCAAGGACCUAGAGAUGCCAGCACCAAGGCCCACAUAACAGCCCUGCAGUCCGUGAUCACCUUCCUCCUGCUCUAUGCCAUUUUAUUUCUGUCUUAUUUUAUACCAGUUCUCAUCUCUUAUUCCGUGAAUGAAAAUCUGAUUCUCAUGAUUUCCCAGACUACUGCUAUUACUUUCCCUUCAGGCCACUCAUGUGUCCUGAUUCUGGGAAACAAUAAGCUGAGACAAGCGUUCCUCUCAGGACCUUGGGGGCUGAGGUGGAUGUUCAAAAGAAGGGACCCUUGGGACCAGCACAUUUUUCAAACUCUGGAGCCUCUUCAAGUGCUGACAGCUGAACCCACAUCAAUAAGGCUGCUACUCUCACAGUUCAUGAAUUCUGAUCCUGCCAAGGUCACCAGAAGAUUUGUCUUUGCUAAGAGCUGCAGUUUUGAUGAAAGCCUGGAGUGUUUCUAUCCAGACUGUAAUGGUACAGUGACACGGCAUCUGAGAAGCUCUUUUGAGGUGAGUGUUCUCUACCGGAAACCUGAGCUCUGA